AGUAAGUUGUGAACCAUUUGACUUUGGGUUGAUUUGGUAGAGGCAUUGUUAUUUUUGUUUUUAACCCAUUCAUGCAUUUUCGUGCAUUUUUAACCAUUUCAUGGACGGUUCGUAUUACUUGCAAACCGUCCUGAUAGCAUAUUCGGGUUAAAAAUGUAGAUGUUGGUGCAGGACUUUGUUUUUCACGGGGCGUGUGAAUACAUGAUAUUUCUUUCUCCAUGUAGCAUGCUUUCGGCAGUCGUUUUGUGCAUAUAACAAUGAAGCAAGACCGAUUAUAACGUAGAAAACUCAAUAACGCGAUCGACAUGAUAGAGUCCAAACUGAAAGCCAAGAAUUGCAACCGUGAGCAGCUGGUUCGACCUUGUUGGGUCCCGUCAUAACGGCCGGUAGCAGCAAAAAAUAAAGCAUUUAUCACAGUGACCUCAUCUUGGUCGAUGUCACAUGCAAAACGCGUGACCGUGAAUAUCGCGGUGAACGUGAAUCACGCGGUAAACGCGUGACCGUGAGUAUCAUAUCGAUGUCGCGAUAAGGAGAUUACGGACAGACAAAAACUGUGAAUUUUUUUCGGUACAAGUAUGCUUGAAGGAGACUACUUUUUCUUUUCAAAUCGCCCAUUCCCCCUGAAAAGUCAAAUGUUCACUCGCGAGGACACUUUGGGCUCGUCACGCAAUCUUUCCUCUUGACGUGGAACAUUCUUGUAGACGGGUAACCUGGUAACCACUUCAAAUUCAACAUGGCGGCCAAACCUCGGGUCCUUAUCACCGGAGCUUCUGGCCUCCUUGGACGGGCCAUUAUGAAGCAAUUCUCCAACUCUGAUAAGUGGAACGUGUUAGGACUGGCUCACUCUCGAGCCACAGAUGUUCUAAAGAAGGUCGAUCUGCUUGAUUUUGACGAAACAAAGCGUGUUGUGAAGCAUUUCAAACCACACAUUUUGAUUCACGCGGCAGCCGAAAGGAGACCAGACGUUGUCGAAAAUGACGAGGAAACUUCCAUGAAAAUGAAUGUUGGUGUGACAAAAACAUUAGCAUCAGCAAUCAACGAGCUUAACAGUGAUGCAGGGGCUCCGGAACACUUCAUGCUGUAUAUCAGCACUGAUUAUGUGUUCGAUGGCUCGAGUCCACCGUACAAACCGCUCGACGAAGCCAACCCUUUGAACAAGUAUGGCAAGAGUAAGCUGGCAGGAGAACAGGUUAUGCAGGCCUGUAAUUCCGAUGGGGGGAUCCUUCGGGUUCCAAUCCUUUACGGAAAAGUGGAGUAUCUUAAGGAGAGUGCUGUGACAGUGUUGUUUGAUGCCCUCAAGCAAACUGACAAGCCUGCCAAAAUGGAUGAUUAUCAAAUCCGUUUUCCCACUCUGGUGGAUGAUGUUGCUGCAGUCUGCAGUUUCAUUGCCAAUAAACGAAUCAACGAUUUUUCUGUGACUGGAAUAUGGCAUUGGAGCAGCACAGAAGCAAUGACAAAGUACUCCAUGGUUUGUCAGAUGGCUGAGAUGUUUGGGUUGCCUCACAGCCACUUGACUGCCAAUCCCAACCCUCCUACUGGAACACCUAGACCCCACAACACUGCUCUUGAGUGCUCAUCGCUUGAAUUGAUGAUGCCAGAUGGUGGCACAACUAUGCACACUCCCUUUAAGCAGGCAAUUAAACAGUGCCUUCAGCCUUUUGUGUAAACAUAUUUAUUAAGAAUGUAAGACUGAGUUAAUAACAACCAUCUAGAAAGUUAUGUAAGAAAAUAGUAUAUCAAAGUAAUUGUAAAUUAAUAGGUCACGAUUUAAAUCAAAGGGCUCUUGGAGCCAGCUCAUUCAUGUAAUGACUUAUGCGCAUUGUGUUCUUUGGUUAUGAAAUAUUGGUACAGUUGAACCCAGUUAAUUGGAACCCUUGAGGAAAAAACAGUUUGAAACAGCAGGAAUUAAGUUCAAAUAGAUAUUAUUAUUCUUGGGAAAAUAUUUAUAAUCCUCAUUGGGAUUGGAAAUCAGACAGUCCCCUCCAUGGGGGGAAUAGGCAUUAUCUGGGAUCACACAUUGUUGAUCCAUUCCCAUGAACACCAAAACCUCACAAAUCAUUUUGAACUAAUUGCCAUGGACACAAACUUUGGGAAGAUUAAAGGUGAGCCUUUGGCACUAGGAGCUCUGUGAUGAAUUGGGUAACCAGUGUGAGCUAUGAUAGCUACUGAAUCCAGAGACAAGUACACUAACCAUGAGGCCACUGCACCUCCCACAAUCCCAGUAAUGCUAGUGCCAAAAGCUGGCACUCAGUCUCCCCAAAGUUUCUGUCGAGGGCAAUAGGUUGCUAAAGAGUAGCAAAAUAUGAGAGUGUCCAAAAAUCUAAAAUAUGAUACUUGGUGAAAUAUUAAGGAUAUUUUCUUUAAUGACUAUUAUGCUGUUUUAACAUAACAGCAUUAAUUUGAUAAUUUUUUUAGCAUUAUUUACAUACACUGAUCAAUACCACUUUACAAAAAAUUCAUCGAAGACUAACUAAGACAAAUAUAUAUUGGUAAAGUUAUUUAUAAAUGGGAAAUAAAAAAGAAAUACACCAAAAAUACAUUAAAAUGCUGACCUAAACAAAAAUGUCUUAAGUUUGCUUUUAAAAAACACUUGAAGUGAUGUGACAACACACAGGUCAGCCAGGAGGCUGUUCCAUUGGGCCGGUGCAGCAAUAGUAAAAGACCUGCUGCCAAGUGUUGGGUGCAUUGUCUCCUGUGAAACUUCUAAUAGUAGGCUAUUAUUAGAGUGUAACAAGCAUGAGCUCUUUUGCUUGACUUUUAUGAAGUCACUAAGAUG
Messenger RNA from Orbicella faveolata, 2776 nucleotides. RefSeq names its product methionine adenosyltransferase 2 subunit beta-like. The record is from RefSeq and is a predicted model, not a curated record. Gene Ontology annotation, cellular component: methionine adenosyltransferase complex. Gene Ontology annotation, molecular function: methionine adenosyltransferase regulator activity. Gene Ontology annotation, biological process: S-adenosylmethionine biosynthetic process. NCBI's taxonomy places the organism in Eukaryota, Metazoa, Cnidaria, Anthozoa, Scleractinia, Merulinidae.